ACUACCACUAGUACUCUACUCGGUGCUAGUUUGGUGUAGGUUGCUUCACGUGUUAAACGCCCGCACGCCAUGAUCCAGCUACACUUUCUCCACUGCUGAAAGCAUUGAGGCCCCCGGUCAGGCCGCCGACGCAUUUGGUUGUCCCCGCCGGCGGGGGUUUUCAGCCCUACCCCCCUCACUUCCCUGGGCGUCAAAUCCACACCUCCCGACGUCGGGAGCACGUCCUCCGCCUCCCUCCGGCGCGAGCACGUCCUCUCCUUCCUGCAACCUCCCUCGUGAGCAGCGGCGGGCUCAGCCUCAUGACGCUCGCAUCUUCUUCUCUCUCGCACCAGUAGCGACGCCUCGGGUGGUCAUCUCCAUCCUGCGACCUCCACCUCCCUCCGGAUCUGCUCCUCUUCCGGCCUUUCCCGAGCAGAUCCGGUGGCUUCUCUCCAAUGUUCAUUCCUCAGACUAUCUCACUGGGAUUAUGGAUUAUGGUUAUCCAAUUCUACAAAAAAACGGUGAAGUUCUCAUGUCAGUUGUUCACUUGUUCUGGUGGUGAUAGAAUUAUGACAGGAUCAGGACACUGGUAGUCCACUAUGGAGGCGCCUUCGUCAUCCCCUACUCUGCAAGAUCAUCUCUCCCGGCCAACUGGCCCCUUGCAUCUCAAAGUAUGGGAGGUUGUAUGCAUUGCCUUGGGAGUGUUCAUGGCGGUCAUCUUCUUUUUAACUGUCUGGCUCACUAUGCGGAGUAGGAAGAGGACCAGACGAGCAUCUGCAAAUAUCCCAGUCACCCAAAUCCCUGCCAUAUCCAAGGAAAUCAAGGAAGUGAGGGUGGAGCAAGUCCCUGCAACUGACUUUGGGGCGCAUGACGGAGUCCUGCUAACGAUCCAAGACAAGCCUGGUGACCGGGAAUCAGACAAGGUCAUGGUCCAUUUGGGUGUAAGCAAAUCGAGACGUGGGGAUGAGAGCCACUCAGGGUCAUUCCGUUACAUGGACAAGGAUGCAGGCUUUCAAUCAGCUGAAGAAGGAGGGUCGGGAACUUUUCGUCAAGCUUCAACUCAUGGAAUAACCGCCCCUUCACCUUUGGUUGGCUUGCCAGAGUUCUCCUACCUUGGCUGGGGUCAUUGGUUUACUUUGAGGGAUUUGGAACUUGCCACUAACCGUUUUUCCAAGGAUAACAUUAUUGGUGAGGGUGGAUAUGGUGUAGUUUAUCGUGGUGAGAUCGUCAAUGGCACUCCUGUUGCUGUCAAAAAGCUUCUCAAUAACCUAGGGCAAGCUGAGAAGGAAUUCAGAGUAGAAGUUGAGGCUAUUGGUCAUGUUCGCCACAAGAACUUAGUCCGUCUUCUUGGUUACUGUGUGGAGGGUACUCAGAGGAUACUUGUCUAUGAAUAUGUGAACAAUGGAAACCUAGAGCAAUGGCUUCAUGGAGCUAUGAGUCACCGGGGCUCCCUUACAUGGGAGGCCCGCAUAAAGAUUCUUCUAGGGACAGCUAAAGCGCUUGCUUACUUGCAUGAGGCAAUUGAACCGAAAGUCGUGCACCGUGAUAUCAAAUCCAGCAAUAUUUUGAUUGAUGAUGAUUUUGACGCUAAAGUAUCAGAUUUUGGUUUAGCCAAGCUUCUUGGUGCCGGCAAGAGUCAUGUAACUACUCGGGUUAUGGGAACCUUUGGCUAUGUGGCACCAGAAUAUGCGAACACUGGACUGUUGAAUGAGAAAAGUGACAUUUACAGCUUUGGAGUUGUUAUUCUAGAGGCAAUUACAGGGAGGGAUCCUGUUGACUAUGGUCGCCCGGCAAAUGAGGUAAAUCUGGUUGACUGGUUAAAAAUGAUGGUUGCUAGCAGGCGUUCAGAGGAGGUGGUGGAUCCCACCAUAGAGACACGGCCUUCGACAAGGGUUCUCAAGCGUGCACUUCUAACAGCUUUGAGGUGCGUGGAUCCGGAUUCAGAAAAGAGACCGAAGAUGGGUCAAGUUGUGCGGAUGCUGGAGUCAGAUGACCCAAUUCCUCGUGUGGACAGGAGAUCGAGGCAUAACCGCGGGGGGAGCACCGAAAUGGACUCCCAACGGGAGAACUCCGACACGGACAAGAGUGACAACCCAGAUUCCAAACCGAGCAGGAGCAGAGCAUCAUCUUCCAAAUGAGCACACAAGCACUCACAUUUCUCCAACAAGCUAGUAACGAUGGAAGCUUUGACCACAAAAGGGCUGAUGAAAAACGUGACGGUUGUAACAUUUUUAUGUAUGAUUUAUUUGUAGAGGCUAUUCGUUUUCUACUACCUAACAAUUUAUUUGUACCUACACCAGUUGUUGACGAUGAUGUGCUGCUGUAAGUUGUUAACAGUGCCGUGUACAGUUGUAGGCUCAUGAGUACUGGCACAAGAGAGUGUCUUGUGUGAAUUUAAUGGAAAGUUGUUGUCCGUCCUCUUCUCAAA
Molecule: messenger RNA, 2407 nt
Organism: Triticum aestivum (bread wheat)
Lineage: Eukaryota; Viridiplantae; Streptophyta; Magnoliopsida; Poales; Poaceae
Product: probable receptor-like protein kinase At5g18500
Exons: 9
Coding region: 579-2117 (512 amino acids)
Biological process (GO): protein phosphorylation
Molecular function (GO): protein kinase activity; ATP binding
Source: RefSeq, a predicted model, not a curated record